AUGGCUUUUGUGAAAAACCUUGUGGUGUUUGCCGUAUUCAUCAUCUUGGGUACUUCGGCAUCUCAAGCCACAUCAUCCUGCACAGAGGCUAUGGCAACCAAGGCUGCGGUGGUGGGCAAAUCAGCCUGCUGUCUAAAUCAAGAGGUGCCUGCCAAUAGUGAAGACGACCUGCUCAAGGCUGUGUCCAUGCUGCAAGUCUCAAUAGGCAUCGAGGCUGCCGAGCAGGAGUUUAACUCAAAAUAA
Prunus armeniaca (apricot) is the source of this 243-nucleotide messenger RNA. NCBI's taxonomy places the organism in Eukaryota, Viridiplantae, Streptophyta, Magnoliopsida, Rosales, Rosaceae. The record is from the annotation of a GenBank genome assembly.